AUGGAGCUCGAAAAGGGUGGUACAGAACAGCUUGAAGGUUAUGUCGCGCAUGUGCGGGUGAGUUGUGUGGGACCCGCCCUCGCAACGACUGGCGCGCCUCUCCGUUACUGCUCGAGCUGCGUCUACCCCGCCAGCUCCCACUCCUCCUUCAACAACACCAAAGCUGCCUCUCCGAGCAAGAAGACUACAUACCCGCCAGCCUCAACGCUGACGCUUCCACGUAGUAGUCCACCACCAACGAAGCUGUCGGCCGCAGCCAAGGCAGGCAUGGCCACCCACGCAGACCCCAUCAGCGCCCUCUCAAAGCCCAAUGUCGGUGUCUUCACUGAUCCUGAACAUAAGCUAUGGGUGUCCGAGUCGGGCCCAAGUCUAGAUGAGGUGAAGAGUGGGGCGAGCCUGAAAGAGGGCGAAGUCACUGUUGGCAUCAAAUCGACAGGCAUUUGCGGAUCCGACAUCCACUUCUGGAAAGCCGGCGCAAUCGGCCCCAUGAUUGUCGAGAACAACCACAUUCUCGGUCACGAAUCCGCCGGCGUAAUCCUCGCCAAACAUCCCUCUGUCACCAAACUCGACAUCGGCGACCGCGUCGCUAUCGAGCCCGACCUGAUUUGCUACAACUGCGAACCCUGCCUUACAGGCCGCUAUAACGGCUGCCUCAACAUGCGCUUCCUCUCAACGCCCCCCGUCGACGGCCUCCUCCGCCGCUACGUAAACCACCCUGCCGUCUGGUGCCAUAAAAUUGGUGACAUGUCCUUCGAGAACGGCGCGAUGCUUGAACCGCUAUCCGUAGCGCUCGCCGGCAUCGCGAGGGCGCAAAUUGCCCUCGGUGACCCAGUGCUGAUCUGCGGUGCUGGCCCAAUCGGGCUAAUCACACUUCAGUGUGUGGCAGCCGCGGGGGCCGAACCCAUCGUCAUCACCGACAUCGAAGAAAGCAGACUCGAAGUCGCGCGGCAGCUCUGCCCCCGUGUCCGCGGCGUCAAAGUCGCCCCUGGCGCCUCGGUCGAGGAGGCCGCGAAAACUAUCACGGACGCCGCUGGCUUGCAGCCGAAGGUCGCGCUUGAGUGCACGGGCGUCGAGUCUAGCGUUAAUGCUGCCAUCUACUCUGUGAAGUUCGGGGGGAAGGUGUUUGUGAUUGGGGUGGGGAAACCGAAUAUGAGUGUGCCGUUUAUGAGGUUGAGUACGCAGGAGAUAGAUCUGCAGUUUCAAUACCGGUAUGCGAAUACGUGGCCCAGAGCUAUUAGGCUGCUUGAGAGUGGGGUGCUGGAUUUGGGGAAGUUGGUCACGCAUAGGUUUGAUCUUGAGGAUGCGGUGAAGGCGUUUGAGACCGCGGCGGAUGUGAAGAGUGGGGCUAUCAAGGUGCAGAUACAGAGUGAGGUUGAUAGUACGGCUUGGUAG
This is a messenger RNA of Bacidia gigantensis, 1392 nucleotides long. It is a transcript of the gene LAD1, whose product is annotated as L-arabinitol 4-dehydrogenase. The transcript has 3 exons. Lineage: Eukaryota; Fungi; Ascomycota; Lecanoromycetes; Lecanorales; Ramalinaceae. Gene Ontology annotation, molecular function: L-iditol 2-dehydrogenase (NAD+) activity. Gene Ontology annotation, biological process: D-sorbitol catabolic process. The record is from RefSeq and is a predicted model, not a curated record. Bases 1 to 1392 code for a protein of 463 amino acids.